Molecule: messenger RNA, 2002 nt
Organism: Blepharisma stoltei
Lineage: Eukaryota; Ciliophora; Heterotrichea; Heterotrichida; Blepharismidae
Source: the annotation of a GenBank genome assembly
AUGGAAAGAGCUCCUAUUUUACUACUCCAAGCAUCUUUAAAUGGAAUAGAACUAGAAAUCCGGCAAGGGAGUGUCCUAAACCUACGCACAGAUGCAAUUGUAAACGCAGCGAAUGAAAAACUUGAGAAUGUUGGAGGCCUAGCAGGCCAAAUUAGCAAUCUUGCUGGCCCUCAGCUAGAAAAUGAAUGCCGUGAGUAUAUAAGAAGAAACGGACUUUUACAGCCAGGAAAAAUAGUUAACACUUCAGCAGGAAACCUCCCUUUCAGCUUCAUUUUGCAUACUGUUGGACCAUCGACUGGAAAAUCAAGCUUUAAUGAUUGUGACCAACUAGUAAGUGCUAUAUUUGGAGCUAUUGAAGCUGCAAAUGUUUUACAGCUCACAAGCAUAGGCAUUCCAGGCAUUUCAUGUGGCAUUUUUGGCUUUCCAAUUAUAGAUGCAGCAAGAUGCCAUAUAGACUCGUUUAUUAUUUAUGCAGGAAAUUUUAUUUUAAAAAACCCAAAUACCACCUUAAAAAAAAUUGUGUUCAGCCUUUAUACAGAAAAUGAAGCCUUGACAUUUCUUGAAGCUGCUUUAGAAAAAAAUAGACCUUUUGAUGACAUUGUGUAUCAUGGGACAUUAAGGGAACAAGGAUCUGGUUCAAAAUUUGGCUAUUGCCAUGUAUGCAAUGAUUUAGUAGAAAAUCCUGAUCUUUAUAUGAAUAUUUGCCAAAUGGCAAAAUGCUGUAGAGACGUGUGUAAUUUUUGUAUUUUUCAGCAAUGUUUAUAUAACUGUCCGAUACAUCAUACAAGAUUUGCAGAUGACGUUAUUAAUGGGAUUAACUUAUAUAUUUUGUGUAAGGAGUGCAAAAGUUAUAAAUUAGUCCAAGAAAAAGUUUGUGAGUGUAGACAAGUUUGUAGGGAAUGUAUUUUGAAAAUAAAUCUUUAUAUUAAUUAAGAGAUUGGGAUGGACUCAGAGCUGAGAAAACUCAAGUUCAAGAGGUGUGCAUCUGGAUAGGAUUUGGAUAGUUUCCUGGGGUUGGAAAUGGAGUUGCUCAACAACGUCCUUUGGAUCUGAGGACCGAUAAUAAUUCUACCGAGGAACUGGAGGCUUUGGCCAAGGCCAUAGGGGAACAGUCUUUUUCCUGUAGCUGUUGAAUGGAGGCACUUCAACAUCCGAUAAACUCCAAGAAUCUGGGAAUCAAGCUACUAAUCGCCGUAGCAGGGGCAGCAGAAAUCUAUAAGCCCGCCCACUCAAGACUGGAGCAACAAGGCAAUGAGGAAACAGAAGGUACCAGAAGAGCACUUGUAGAGGAAUAGACCCUCUGGGCUGGAGCCGAAAAGCGGUAGAACUUUCUGUACAGGGGGUCUUUAGUGACUACGUCACCAAUAUGGCUAACACCUGAGUUUUAGUAAUCCUAAUCCUAAUUAGCAGAUGGGCUUGGCUAAGUGGUUAUGAAGUCACAAAGACCUUUGAGGAUUGUCCUCUUUGCGAUAUCCCCAGUGCAUACUUAAACAAUUGAGAUAAGUUUGCUGGCAAGUUGUCUCACAAACCAUCUUGCUCCUUCUCCGGACACUAUCCGAUUUCGUCUGCCGAAGAUAUCUCCUUUCAGCUCCAGUUUUUAGUGGUGGACUAUAGACUUCUACGAUCCUGCAUCGGACAAUUUGGCGGUAGCUAUUUUCAGAAAAAGCCUAGAGUCUAACGGGUGUGAGUACCCUCAGUAACUACAGGAAAAAAAACCUAGGCUGCAACCCUGGCAUCAGGUAAAGUCCGCCUCAGGUCUCGAAGAACAUUGAAAGUUACUUCUUUCGAACCACAGGAACUAAUUCAAAACCUACCCGAUAUACAUAAUCGCUUAUCAAGCCUGAAUCUUAACUUGCUUCUCGCCUAGUUUUGCCAGAGAUAGAUUGUGAUUAGAUCAUCAUUUUUUAUAUAUAUCUGUUUUAAAAUAAAUCAAGGAAGGGAAUAUCUUAGAUGUAUAUGUAGACAAAAUAUUCCAUAUGAGAGGUAUAAUGGAUUAAUUUAA